AUGGCACUUGAAACAGCAUAUCGUGAUCGAAUGAGACAAAUGUAUGAAGCUGUUAAACGUCGAUUAGAUUAUCAAGUUGCACUACAAAAUGCACGAAAAGAUUUUGAAAGAACAAAUAUGAUUAAUUGGAUAACGAGUGAAGUUAAGAAAUCAAUUACAAGUAAACAAGAACAAGAUGCUUUACAAUCAUGUCUUCAACAACUUAGACAAAUUGCUUCACAAUCAAAAUAA
This is a messenger RNA of Adineta ricciae, 231 nucleotides long. The record is from the annotation of a GenBank genome assembly. Lineage: Eukaryota; Metazoa; Rotifera; Eurotatoria; Adinetida; Adinetidae.